CGUAUGUCGUUCUUGUUCCAUGUGAACUCCCAUGUGCUCCUAGGUAGACCCUUGACAUCUCCCUUUGGUGUGGGAAGAAGGACAGACAUUCUUUUGGACGCGUCUCCGGAUCGAUCCCGCAAUGAUCAGAGGUCUUACACGUUGCGAGGGUUCGGGACAUGGUGUUCCGCCUGGACUGCCCUGGGAAUGGUCAAAACAUAGCCGUGGCCGACGUCUCUCAUAUCAUGUUCUUUUCAAAAGUCCUCGCGAAAGCCGAAGCCAGGUAUGGAUCGACCGAGCUCCAAGUCCCGAUAACUAUCCACUCCCCCGCCAAGAAGACAUCGUGAACCGAAUUAAGGGCAAGGAGCACUUCACCAUUGUGGACGGAUCUCCAUUUUUUCACCAACUACCUAUACCCCACAGGCACAGGGACGGGAUGGCGGUGAUCUCACCAAGGGGGCUUGAGGUAUCCAACGUGGCAUUAAUGGGAUUCAAAAACUCUUCGGCCUUCGGCCAAUACCGUGUUCAUAUUCAGUCUCAUACUGCACCUGUGGUAAUGUUGACUGGCUACGUUGGGACGCAAGGAAUCGUGAAUCACACGAACCUGAACCUCCGACGCCAACAAUAUGAACACGAAGCUACAGCUCGGGGAAAUCAACAAUACUUAUGCGAAUCCAUUCUCAGUCGAGGAGAUUACCGACGGCUAGCCUUCCUGCUGAGGGGGUUAAAGCGUGAUGCCCCCUUUGACAUCAAAACCCCCAUUAUAUUCAUCGAUGGCAAGAUUCGACUCAUCCAUGCCCGCCACUACCUAGUAAACCAAGCCAUCAGUCUUGGCAUGCCUAAUCACCAAUGAAGCAGAAAAGCUUAUCUGCCGAUACGAUGCAGACAUGCGACCAAAUAACCAACAGCUGUUAUAUGACGACUUUAUAGGGUAGAACUCUUGUCGAAUUAGUUCGCUACUGUAACCCUCGGAAUGUGACGAGGGUGAUACAGUUCGGGCCUACUAGCUCAGGUUCAGACGCCCUCGGCGACCAUUGACGGUCCUUGUUACAAUCUCAUAACGCUGGGCCCAAGGGGCUGGCGUGGCUCUGUAGGAGGCUAAGGCUGGCUUUUCUUAUGGCGAAGACCCCCUGGACGACGGGCGGUCGUUGUUGAGACACCACAGACGCAAACUCACGGGGUUUGUGUGGCUCUGGUAAAGACUACCUACAUCAGGCUGGCUCUGGAAUUU
Molecule: messenger RNA, 1210 nt
Organism: Hypoxylon fragiforme
Lineage: Eukaryota; Fungi; Ascomycota; Sordariomycetes; Xylariales; Hypoxylaceae
Exons: 1
Coding region: 122-832 (236 amino acids)
Source: RefSeq, a predicted model, not a curated record